Molecule: messenger RNA, 2196 nt
Organism: [Candida] anglica
Lineage: Eukaryota; Fungi; Ascomycota; Pichiomycetes; Serinales; Debaryomycetaceae
Source: the annotation of a GenBank genome assembly
AUGUCGAACGGAGUACACACCAAUGGACUGCUGAAACCAAUGCAUCUGCAAGUCCAAGGGCCGGGCCUGCUGCAAGGACAACAGCAAGGUGGACCGCAACUGGGAAUACAACCGCCACCACAACAACAACAACCUGCAAACUAUACCCUUCCAGGAAUCAUUAAUUAUUUGACAUCUGAAUUCACCAAUCUAGAAAGAUUCAAAAUCGUCAAUAACUUGGAGAAAUCCGAGAUGAAACACAAGAUCAAUCAACUUCAAGGAGAAUUGAAUGCUAUCAAAUACAUAGAAGAACGUCAAAGAUACCAGAUCAUGUUACUUAAUAAUGAGAACGAAUUACUCAAGAGGAGCCUUAGAGAAAAACUGAAUGGUCUAGAAACGGAACUUGACACAUCGCACACAGGGGUAUCGGAAACUUCCCAACCCCCAGACUUACCAGAAAUCGAUUUACUGGUGGUCAAGAAAUCCCGCGAGCAACUUUCAAAGGCAAUGAAAGAAGUGGUUUACCUUCUUAGAACCCCAUCUCCAAAUGGAUACAAUUAUUUGAAUCUUCCAGAUCCAACCACUGGAGUUGCAGAGGGUCAGAACUUAAGCAACCAAUAUGAUGAAUUAUUUAGCACACCAAUACCAAAUGAAGAAGAUUCUGAACUUCAACAACAACUGAUUGGAUCUGAAACGUCAAUAAAGGAAAGUUUGGAAGAAUCGAAGCGUAUCAAUCAUUCUGGAAUUUCUAAAUAUUUCGAUGAUUCCGAUACUACAAGGAGUAAUAGUAAAUUCACAAAUCCUGAAUCUGUGGAUGAAUUCAUGGCAAAUGAUCUUUUUGGGGAAGUUGCCAAAUUGGAAAGUAAAACAAUUGGUAAUACCACUGAUCGUAUCAAGAAUAUGACUAUUGACGAAGAAAGCAUACCAGAAGAUUUAUAUUCAGGAGCUAAUGAAAGUGAAGCAGACACGAUUAUUUACGAUAAUGAUGAUGAUGAAGAUGAUGAUGAUGACGGAGGGUUUGGUUUCAAUUCAAAAGAUAAAUUGAAUCAAAGUAAUGUAGAUGUGGGAUCAUCCGAAAAGCAUAGUACACGUAGUGAUUCGAGAUAUGGUCACAUUGUUUCUACUAUUUCCCCAGGAUAUACUUUAUUCAGAGUGUUCCAGGGUAAUGAUGAUGGGAACUUACUUCUGUAUGUUAACUACAAUCAUAAAUCGGGCCCCGGUGUGGUAUUAUUACGCAUUUAUGAUACUAUUCUUAAGAAGAAUAUUGUUUCUACAGAAAUCGACUUACCUGAAACUGUUUCGCAUAUUUUAUCAAUCUACCAUGUCUUCCAAGCACUGGGGGUAAAUCAAUUGAUUAUUGUUUAUACUAAUGGUAAUAUUGCAUCAGUUAAAGUCACAUCUGAUAGUAAGAGUACACACAAUUACAUUUUGAAUUUACAUGGUAAAGUUCAUUCUACCGCUUUCACUGAAUUCACUCAAAAGAGUGAGAUAAGUAAAAGAUACUAUGGAUUAACUUUUACUCUUCAUGGGGCUCAUAAGCAACUUCGAGUUUGUGAGAUUAGUGCAGACAUUAAUGAAGUCAAUUUGUAUGAAAUUGGAAUUCAUAAGUAUUCAUACUUUACGAAUUUGCUUGAAGAAAAUAGUGACCUGGAAGAAUUUGAAGCAGUUCAUUGGUAUUACAACAAUAGUUUGAAACAUUUGAGUGGAGUAGAUACUCCACCGGUGAACUCUGCUACACAUAAAUCCAAAAACAAAUCUAAUGGUAAAAAGGAACAUCUUCUUGACCAAUCAAUUCAACCAUAUGAAGUGAUUUUGCAAGUUUCAGGAUAUUUAAUGAAAAUGAAUAUGAUCCUGAAGAAUGUUGAGAAAUUUGAGUUUAAAACAUCACCUAAACUUGAAAAUGAAUUAGGAUUACUUUAUAGUGGUCAUUAUGCACUUUGUACAGGUAAGGGAGGAGUUGAUAUAUUUGACAUUGGCCAAUGGAAAAUUAUACCAGGUAAUCAUAUGUUAAAUAAUGAAAGUGUAAUCAAUUUGGUGGCAUUGGUGAAACGUGGACAAUUGAAGAUUAUCAACAUUGGAACUACUGGAAUUGUAACAAUAAUUGAUCCCCUGUCAAAGUCCAAGACCCCGUUGAAAUCUUUGAAUGGGAAACUUAUUCGUUCAGGUAAUACUUUGGUUGUCGUUGACGAAACUUCAUUUGAAGUGUUGGAUGUAUAG